Messenger RNA from Mollisia scopiformis, 1110 nucleotides. RefSeq names its product ArfGap-domain-containing protein. The coding region runs from base 1 to 1110 and encodes 369 amino acids. The transcript is spliced from 4 exons. The record is from RefSeq and is a predicted model, not a curated record. Gene Ontology annotation, biological process: regulation of endocytosis; regulation of ARF protein signal transduction. Lineage: Eukaryota; Fungi; Ascomycota; Leotiomycetes; Helotiales; Mollisiaceae. Gene Ontology annotation, cellular component: Golgi membrane. Gene Ontology annotation, molecular function: GTPase activator activity.
AUGGCGAGCAAAGCUAUGUGGGAGGUGGAUCCAGAGACUCGGUCAAAGCUCCUUGAGAUUCAGAAAACCUCCCAAAACGAUCGUUGCUGCGACUGCGGUGCCCCUUCUCCACAAUGGGCUUCUCCCAAAUUCGGCGUCUUCAUCUGCCUGAGCUGUGCGGGUGUGCAUAGAGGAUUAGGAGUACACAUCAGUUUUGUGCGAAGUAUCACUAUGGAUGCUUUCAAGGCGAUGGAGAUUGAGAGGAUGAGAUUGGGUGGUAAUGGGCCUUGGAAGGAGUUCUUCGAGAAGGCGGAGUCUAAUCAAAUGGCGGGCAUAACCUGGGAUGAUGUAACAAUCGCAGAAAGAUACUCUGGCGAAGUAGGAGAGGAGUGGAAAGAACGCUUAUCUGCAAAGGUUGAAGGAAAGGAAUACGUCCCAGGCCAGAAGUCUGCACCAUCUAUAAACUCCAACUCGCGCAGCCAAACGCCCCUCGGGUCUAGAAGCCGAACGGACUCUCCAGCGCGACCAACUGGUGCCGCAGGCGUUGGAAGUAAAGCCAAAGUAGAUGAUAAAUACUUUGCUGGUCUUGGUGCUGCAAACGCUGGCAGACCAGAAGAUCUCCCUCCCAGCCAAGGAGGAAAGUAUGCCGGUUUUGGAAGCACGCCCAUCGAGCGACCAGGUCAAGACAAAGCAUUGCCAGGUCUCGACGAUCUACAAAAAGACCCAUUGGCAGCGAUUGGAAAGGGCUUUGGCUGGUUCACAAGCACGGUUGGAAAGACAGCAAAGACAGUCAAUGAUAGCUAUAUCCAGCCCACAGCACGACAGGUAGCGGAAUCCGAUUUUGCGAAGCAGGCAAGUCUUACUGCCGCCCAGGUGGCGAGGAACGCACAGACAGGAGCCAAGAGUGCGGCGGAGGGCUUCAAUCGCUUUGUUGACGGAAGCGAUGGGCCUUCGAGAACGGGCGGAUACAGGAGUAUGCCGCUGGAUGAGAGUAAGAAGGAUUUCUGGGACAGCUUUGCAGAAGCUGGGAGCGCCAAACAGAAUUCUGCGGUAGGCACUAGUGCUAUCAAGAAGAGUACGGGGCCAGCGCCGGGAACGAAGAGUGAGGAAGACAAUUGGGAUAAGUGGUGA